Molecule: messenger RNA, 1524 nt
Organism: Lipotes vexillifer (Yangtze River dolphin)
Lineage: Eukaryota; Metazoa; Chordata; Mammalia; Artiodactyla; Lipotidae
Gene: PHOSPHO1
Product: phosphoethanolamine/phosphocholine phosphatase 1
Exons: 3
Coding region: 370-1173 (267 amino acids)
Biological process (GO): bone mineralization involved in bone maturation
Molecular function (GO): phosphatase activity
Source: RefSeq, a predicted model, not a curated record
GCGGCUCGGGCUCCGGCUCAGGCUCCCGGGUAUUUAAAGGGGACGCAGCGGCGGCCCGGGGUGGGGAUGGGGGGCAAGUGGAGAGAACGGUCCAGAUGUGCAUCAUCCACGGCCCCUCGGGAGUGGAGGGACUCGUGAGAGACAGAGCCCAGAAAUCCGGGGGCGGAUAAGACACCGCGUCCCCUCCAAUUCCCGUAAACACCCCUUGCUCCAUCCUGCGCCCAAAUACCUCAGCUAGCCCCUCUCCCCACUCUUUACACUCCAAACUCAGCCAGGACAGACGUCUGCAGCCACCGCUCCCCACGAGCUCUGGACGACAGCUGGAGGCCAAAAGUCCCUACAGGUGGUGCCCAGGUUGAUGUACUGACAAUGAGCGCGUGUUUUCCAGUUGCUGGCCUCCGAUGCCUGUCUAGGGACGGCGGGAUGGCUGCGCAGGGCACACCGCGCUUCCUCCUGACCUUCGACUUUGACGAGACUAUCGUGGAUGAAAACAGCGACGACUCCAUCGUGCGCGCCGCGCCGGGCCAGCGGCUGCCUGAGAGCCUGCGUGCCACCUACCGCGAGGGCUUCUACAACGAGUACAUGCAGCGCGUCUUCCAGUACCUGGGCGAGCAGGGCGUGCGGCCCCGGGACCUGCGCGCCAUCUACGAGGCCAUCCCCCUGUCGCCCGGCAUGGGCGAGCUGCUGCAGUUUGUGGCCAAGCAGGGCGCCUGCUUUGAGGUUAUUCUUAUCUCAGACGCCAACACCUUUGGCGUGGAGAGUGCGCUGCGCGCCGCCGGCCACCACGGCCUGUUCCGCCGCAUCUUCAGCAACCCGUCGGGGCCCGACGCUCGGGGGCUGCUGGCGCUGCGGCCCUUCCACGCGCACAGCUGCGCUCGCUGCCCCGCCAACAUGUGCAAGCACAAGGUGCUCAGCGACUACCUGCGCGAGCGGGCCCACGACGGCGUGCACUUCGAGCGCCUUUUCUACGUGGGCGACGGCGCCAACGACUUCUGCCCCAUGGGGGUGCUGGCAGGAGGCGACGUGGCCUUCCCGCGCCGCGGCUACCCGAUGCACCGCCUUAUCCAGGAGGCGCAGAAGGCCGAGCCCAGCUCCUUCUGCGCCAGGGUGGUGCCCUGGGAAACAGCCACCGAAGUGCGCCUCCAUCUGCAACAGGUGCUGAAGACGUGCUGAGGACGUGGCCUGCAGGGGGCACCCGGGCGGGGAGGGGGUGAGGGGGUGGGGGUCGGGAAAGACAAACCUAGCUUUAUUACCCCCUUUCCCUUUCGCUUUGGUAUGAUCCUCCGGGAAUUUCCGGAAUCCUAGGUUCGUCCAUUUGGGGACUGAAAGAGGGAGUUCGGAGCUGUCCCCGUCUAUGCAGUUAACCCAGCUCUGCUGCCUCCCCCAGUGCCACUGCAAGCAAAUUCCGGAGUCUGCCCCACCCGGGUGGUGCGCAUACCUGAGCAGGCAGCAGCGUUUCCAAAAACCUGGUUCUCCCAGCUGGGAGGAAGGCGUUCCCUGGCGGGGUAGAACAUCUCCCGCUGC